Messenger RNA from Neurospora hispaniola, 210 nucleotides. RefSeq lists its product as uncharacterized. The transcript has 2 exons. The record is from RefSeq and is a predicted model, not a curated record. Lineage: Eukaryota; Fungi; Ascomycota; Sordariomycetes; Sordariales; Sordariaceae. Bases 1 to 210 code for a protein of 69 amino acids.
AUGCCUGGAACGCAGAAGCGCCAAAGUGCCGGCGCUGCUACCUCGCCGUUGCAGCAUGCGAGAGAAGCCUCUGCACUCACCGCCUCCCGCUUUUGCUACUUCUGUAUCCCUGGUAUAGACAAGAGUGUAGAAAAAUAUCAACUUGCGCUCAAGUCCCUUGUCCCCGCCCGCUAUACCUCGGGGUUCGACAAGGCCCCCCCUCGUUCAUAG